UCCAAGAGCAAGUAUCUCCCCUCAAAAAAGCACAACAACAAGCAGCAAACAAAAUGAGUCCCAGCAUUACUACCGAGGCCGGCCAGCCUCUCCCUGCCAGGUCCACCGUGGCCCAGAGAAAACAAGCCAACGAACUGAGAAAGACUCUUAAACCCUUGCUGGAGAAGAGAAGGCGUGCUCGUAUCAACGACAGUCUCAGUCAUUUGAAAAGCCUGAUUCUUCCUCUGGUUGGCAAAGACAACGCACGCUACUCCAAGCUGGAGAAAGCUGAUAUUCUGGAAAUGACAGUCCGCUUCCUCAGAGACCUUCCUUCCUCUCCCGUCAAAGAUUCCGCAGACAGUUACAAGGAAGGCUUCAAAGCCUGCCUCCAGCGCGUCUCCACCAUGCUUCCCAAAACGAGUCUGGAUCAAGACGCGUGUCAGCGGGUGAACGAAUUCGUCCAGCAGUCCAUGUCCACCGCCGUCACCCCGACCUGCCUGAACUGUUGCGCUCAGAGCUCCAGGACUCUCCCUCAGAUCCAACAGAGACUCUUGAGCCUCAAAUCCAGCUUCAGCUCCAGAAUGGAGAGCCAGUCCCGCAGCAGCAGCGGCGGCGGCGGCGCAGUGGCUCCCAGCCGAGCGCAGUCAGCACCACAGGCGGUCAACGCUGCCAUGUGGAGACCUUGGUAGAUUAGAUGGACAUUCAUUCACCUCAUGCGUGUUAUGUAUUUUGUGAUGUUAUUGAUGCCAUUUGUAUCUAUAUGCCUUAGCGAUCUUGAAUUGUUGGAGUCGCUGUACAAUAAUUUCAUUCAGCAUUUAGCUCAUUUCGCGUUUAAUGCCAGAUCUUAGAGACUGAAGUCUUUGAGCUUUUUAAAAUGCAAUCCUCUUUGGGGUUUCAAAGAUAUGGUUGUAGACAACACUUUUGUAAAACCCCAAGGGUUAAUUUGUUUGAGGUUUGCACUAUGUACUUAAAAGUAUUUUGGUCUGUGCAAAAAAAUAGUCUGUAAACACUAUGUGUUAAAUAGAAUUAUGUUAUUCAUUGACCUUAUGUGUAUAUAAAAAAAACAAACAUGUUUUGUGAUUCUUCAAAUGUUU
Molecule: messenger RNA, 1073 nt
Organism: Anarrhichthys ocellatus (wolf-eel)
Lineage: Eukaryota; Metazoa; Chordata; Actinopteri; Perciformes; Anarhichadidae
Gene: hes2.1
Product: hes family bHLH transcription factor 2, tandem duplicate 1
Exons: 3
Coding region: 54-668 (204 amino acids)
Molecular function (GO): protein dimerization activity
Source: RefSeq, a predicted model, not a curated record